Symbiodinium natans is the source of this 1188-nucleotide messenger RNA. Lineage: Eukaryota; Dinophyceae; Suessiales; Symbiodiniaceae. The record is from the annotation of a GenBank genome assembly.
AUGCCGGGAGUUGCAGAAUGCGCGCUGAAAGACAACUGCUUGGUCUAUGCUGACAUCCGUGGCUACCAGGACAAGGAGACACGAACACCUAUGACCGACAAGUCUUUAUUUCGCUGCCACUCCAUGACGAAGCCGAUCACGGCUGUGGCGCUGAUGGCGCUGUGGGAGGAAGGCCAAAUUGGCUUGGACGACCCUGUCCAUAAGUACAUCCCGGCUUUUCGGCACAUGAAGGUUGACAAACGCAAGGGCCUCGAAAACGCGUGUCGCCCGAUCACGAUUCGCCACCUGGUCACUCACACCUCUGGCUUGGGUUAUGGCCCGUCGCGUGAGCGAAAGUGCGAUAAGCUGGAUGAGGGGCCUUACACCCACUUCGUCAAGCGUGUGGAUGCCGGGCAAGUUCGCAACCUGAAACGCUUCUGCGACGAGCUCGCGGCGGUUCCACUUCGAUUCCAUCCGGGUGAAAGGUGGGAAUACUCCAUGGGAAUGGACGUGCUUGGCCGCGUGCUGGAGGUAGUGUCUGGAAUGCCGCUGGAUCGUUUGUUCCGGAAGCGCAUCUUCAAGAGAAUCGGAAUGAAGGACACGGCCUUUUCUGUCAGCGCUUUCCGUGCCCGUCGCCGCUUGACAGCGUACUACGUGACACAGGCACGGUCACGGCACAGAAAGACCAAACUGGCCAACAAGUUCUCUGCAAGACGCGUUGAUGGCCGCCAUGCUCAGUUCAGCGCGUGGGUGCGCGGCCGGUCGCUGAAGGUGCUGUCGGGAGGUGGCAUCUGCGGAUCCUUUGCAGGCGGACUCCUUUCAUCACUUCGAGACCAGGCACUUUUCUGUGCAGCGUUGCUGAACGGAGGUUGGUCCCGCGCUACUGGCCGAAGAGUGCUUCAGCCUGGCUCUGUCAGGCUGCUUUGCCGAGAUUGGCUCAGAAUGAAGUCCGUGGCUGACAAAGACAUUCUGCCUGGAUGGGGCAUGCAUUCCAUGGGGUGGUGUCCCAUCGGCCACUGGCUUCCCGAUCACCACGAGAUGUUCAUGGGUGGCAUCACGACUUCCUGGUCCAUCAACUUCAGCACGAAGAUUGUCCAGGUCACGAUGACCUCCAGCUCCUGCGGUGAUGAUGUGCACGGAUGGGACGACCGCAAGGACGACCUUGACGGCUGCAUCAAGCAUGCGCUCAAGGUCCAUUCCUGUCGCUAG